This is a messenger RNA of Monodelphis domestica (gray short-tailed opossum), 1009 nucleotides long. RefSeq names its product G protein subunit gamma transducin 2 (gene GNGT2). The record is from RefSeq and is a predicted model, not a curated record. Gene Ontology annotation, biological process: G protein-coupled receptor signaling pathway. Gene Ontology annotation, molecular function: G-protein beta-subunit binding. Gene Ontology annotation, cellular component: heterotrimeric G-protein complex. Lineage: Eukaryota; Metazoa; Chordata; Mammalia; Didelphimorphia; Didelphidae.
GACUCUCAGCCCCUGCCCAGAGGGGAAGGGUGAGGCGGUGGGCUCUGUUGGAUGUCACCCCUCCCCCUCCUGUAAACUUACCCCCUUCGGAGGAAACCAAAGCUGAAUCUGCUUCCAGGCCCCAGAGAGGAAGCCAGGCCCUGUGCGGUGGGUGCUUAUUCCUAUCCCUAUUUUGUAGAAGAGGAAACUGGCCAAGAGCUUUUAUCUGAGGUGCCCAAUAUCCAAUAGUAACUGAUGAGUGUGCACGAAGACACUUGUGUGUGAAGGAGAUUUAAGUGGAAAAGUCGAUGCACAGAGACAGUCCCACUCUCUCGGCGUUGGAAGCCUGGGUCCAGUGGCACGAAAAGUGGUUACACCUGGAGACUUCCUCAGCUGCAUUGGAUGGCCGUGUUGUCUUUUGUGCUCCAAAGUGCCCUAAGUGCUCUGCUGAGUCGUCCUCUCAGCCUUUGAACCUUCUUAUUGGUUUCUUCUGUCUGUUCCGCCGAAGCAGUCUUCACAUGCUGGAGUUUCUCUGGAGCAGGAAUAUGGCUCAGGAUCUCACUGAAAAGGAGCUAUUAAAAAUGCAGAUCGAUCAACUUAAGAAGGAAGUGAAGAAUGAAAGAUCUAUGAUUUCCAAAACAGGGAAAGAACUGAAGGACUAUGUGGAAGCUCAUGCUGGAGAUGACCCCCUCCUUAAAGGCAUCCCUGAGGAUAAAAAUCCCUUUAAGGAGAAAGGUGGUUGUAUGAUAAGCUGACCACCCCUUUCCCCAAUCUUGACCCUGACCCCGAGGCUCAGCUUUUCCCCAGUCCCCUAGCUGAUCACCUGCAGACCCAAAUACCAGGCAAGAAAAUAUCAUUCUACUCUACCCUCCCAAUUCUGUCCACUUUCCUCCAAGGUUAUUCCCAUUCUUUCCUAGUUAACUAAUUGGAGGUUAAAACCUAAUUGUGUGCUGGGCCAGGAAAAUGCUGCCAGCUCAAUCCAAAGGGCUAUCUAGGGGGACAAUAAAAUGUUAGAAUGAAUGAAAAAUCA